AUGACUAAGGGUUUAACCGGAACUAGAGAGAGAUUUCAAACAAUUGUAUUAACUAAAUUAUACACUCAGUUAGAACCCAAGGCGUUGUUAGAACUACAUGAUGAUUUAGAAUUAUAUUUACAUACAAAAGAUCCGGAAAGAAAUGAUGGAUUAGAGUUAUCUUUAUGGGAUAUGAUGUUUUAUUUAAAAGUAUAUUUGAGCAAAGAUAUUGAAGCUACUGUUAUCUAUAACAACCUAAGAGAUAAAUUUGGUGAACAUUCGCCAAAUUUAUACUUAAUGAAAGUUACCUUAUUACAGAUCAAUAAAAAUGAUACAGUUGCCAUAAAUUUCAUAAAUAAUUCCAUCGACCAAGUUUUGGAAUUUGAUACCGAUCCUUACUCAUACUUAUUAUUAUCAAAGAGAUUAAUAACAAUGCAAAACAAUGUAAAGACUAAUAAACCUGACGAUACUUUGAGACAUAUUAUGGAAUUGAUUGAAAAAUUUCCUAUUGAUCCAGAACUUUGGUGGUAUGCUGGUGAAAAAUAUUUCGAAUUAGGCUUAUUUGAUCAAGCUAUAUAUUGUUUUGAAGAAUUAGUUGUUUUAAUGCCAUUCAAUUAUGUUGCAUUUGCUAAAAUAUCUGAAAUAUUAUAUUUAAAAGCCUUAAAAUUAGAUAAGAAAAAAAUAAAAAAUAACAAAGAGUUGUUCGAUAUUGUGUUACAGGAAGCUUUAGAUAAUGCAUUAAGAUCUGUUGAAUUAAGUGAACUAUAUUUGAAAGGUUGGACUUUAAUUCUGUUAAUAACAAAACAAAUGAAUGACAAAAAACAAUUCUUUGAUAUUGCUCGUGAAAAUUUAGAUAAAAUUACCAGAGUAUCAAACUCAAGUGAUAAAAUAACUGCAGAAUAUAUUCUAAAUAAAGUUAAUUAA
Messenger RNA from Henningerozyma blattae CBS 6284, 903 nucleotides. RefSeq names its product Emc2p (gene EMC2). Bases 1 to 903 code for a protein of 300 amino acids. The record is from RefSeq and is a predicted model, not a curated record. Gene Ontology annotation, molecular function: protein binding. Gene Ontology annotation, biological process: protein folding in endoplasmic reticulum. NCBI's taxonomy places the organism in Eukaryota, Fungi, Ascomycota, Saccharomycetes, Saccharomycetales, Saccharomycetaceae. The transcript has a single exon. Gene Ontology annotation, cellular component: EMC complex.